UGGAGUUUGAAAAAUGAUAUACAACACCAAGUAGACGCAAAAAGUAGAACUUUUAAUAGAAAACAAAAAAUAGAAUUCUUAACAGGUCAAAAACGAAGAGAAAAUUCUUUAUGUUGAAGAAUAAAAACACAAACCAAAUGAAAGAUAAAAGUAUUGGUACAUACUGAAGAGAAGAAAAAUAUAAAUAAACAUGAUCAGUAUUGCUGUUUUACAUAUAUUAUUGGAUACAGCAUUAUCUGACGUCAUACCAAUACGUUACAACAGUACUUAUGUUAACACAUUUAAUGAUAUCAAUAUUGCGGAUAUACCUUUCAUAACUGUGUUCAGUUAUACUCAAAUUCUAGAUGAAAAUAGUUUGUUUAAUCAAAAUAUGGAUGAUGGCUGCUAUCACAAAAAUGAGGAACUCAAAGAACCUGCUAAAAAUUAUAGAUCAAUUCAAUUGAAAAAUCCUAAAAUCAGACAUUUUAAAGUGCUCGACACAUUCCACUCUUCUGGCGGAGAUGUAAAAGUAGAAUUUUAUACCACAUGGGAAUCGAUUGAAAACGCAACGUUUUUAUCUUUUGUAAAUAGUGUGGAACUGUCGCGAGCUUUUACUUUAAAAGUAAACAAUGAUCCAGAUAGUGUUGGCUAUCUUUCCAAUGGAAACUAUGCAACUAACUGUAAAAACAUUGAGUAUUAUUCAGCACCUUCCGUAUGGUGCAGAGUCUCUGAAUUUUAUAAAGACAAAAUUAUUAAAGGUGGUUCUUUUAUGUUUAACAACCAAUGUGUUAUUAACUAUGAAAUUCAAAAUAAAAAAUUUAUAAACAUGUGGAAACCUUCUUCUGCUGAUAUUCAUUUUAGAAAGCAGUGCAUAACACUACAGAAAAAAUUAAAUUACAAUGAUUCAAUCAAAAUGAAAUAUCAGUUUUUGUUUAAUUCCUCUUGCACACAAUCAUGUUUACAAAAUUUCUAUAAAGUUGAGUUUGAAACAAAUGGGAUAGCUCUUGUUUCUAAAUUAGUUGUUGGAAAUUCAUUGAGAAAUAACAGUCUGGAUUUGAACUUUACUGUCAUCUUUAAGAAAUGGACAUUUCCGUUUGUUGAAGUGUUCUGCAAUGCAUAUGCAUACUGUGACUUUCCUUACAAUGGUACUACUCUAGAAAUAUUAAUGGAAAUCCAAGAUUACAAUAAAUAUAACAGUGAAAAUGGAAUUGCGUUCAGAGCUCUUGUUUGGGUUUUGUUUAUGUUUGUUCCUGCAUUUAUGAUUAUUACAGCUUUGAUUUUUUGUUUUCUUACUCGAUCAAGGUCCAAAGGAUUUGUUUUGACUGUAUGGCAGUAUUGGAAAAAAAGAAAUUAUAGUGAAGGCUCAAAAUCCUCAAACAGUUUAAGUUAAACGUUUAAAAUCUGAAUUUGAACGAAGAAUUUAUAGUGAAGGUUUAAAAUCGUCAAACAGUUUUAAUUAAGUCUCGACACUAAAGAUCUAAAUUUGAACGACAAAAGUUUUUUUGUUUUUAAUAAUCAAAAUUAUUAAUUA
Hydra vulgaris (swiftwater hydra) is the source of this 1510-nucleotide messenger RNA. RefSeq lists its product as uncharacterized. The record is from RefSeq and is a predicted model, not a curated record. NCBI's taxonomy places the organism in Eukaryota, Metazoa, Cnidaria, Hydrozoa, Anthoathecata, Hydridae.